This is a messenger RNA of Eleginops maclovinus (Patagonian blennie), 1298 nucleotides long. Its product is annotated as cytochrome c oxidase assembly factor 7. Gene Ontology annotation, molecular function: protein binding. The transcript is spliced from 3 exons. NCBI's taxonomy places the organism in Eukaryota, Metazoa, Chordata, Actinopteri, Perciformes, Eleginopidae. The record is from RefSeq and is a predicted model, not a curated record. The coding region runs from base 316 to 1008 and encodes 230 amino acids. Gene Ontology annotation, cellular component: mitochondrial intermembrane space.
AGCCCGUUGGGUUUCAGCGUUAUUAUAGAACCAGGAAGAGAUCACCCGGAGAUCGAGAGACACGCAUGGUCAUGUUUUUCUGUUGUUUUCAAUAGAAAACAGUACAAAUUAUUCCAGCACAAUUUCAUAAGGAUAUUGUGGUUAACUGUAAUCAACUCUAUUGCAGUUUUUGUUUUUUAAGUAUACGCUUGUGUAACACAGCUCAGUAACUCAUUCAUCAAGGUCACUAGUAACAGCGGCGUGGAUGUAGUGGGAGAUAAACCCUAAUCAGCCAAUGCGAUUAUAGUAAGGUUUAAAACAAACGUGUGCGAAAAUAUGGCUGGACUUAUAAACUUUGAAGAUGAGAAUGAGGUGAAGGAGUUUUUGGACAAUUUGGGAGUGGAGUACAGCUUUCAAUGCUAUAAAGAAAAGGAUCCUGAAGGGUGCCAAAGGCUUGCAGACUACAUGGAAGGUGUGAAGAAAAACUAUGAAUCUACAGCACAGGUGCUCAAACUAAACUGUGAAACAAAUGGACACCCGGAAAGCUGCUAUAAACUAGGGGCUUACCAUGUCACAGGCAAAGGUGGAGUGACCAAGUGUCUGAAGACAGCCUACUCCUGCUUUUUGCGCUCUUGCAAUGCCAAUGGAAAGAGGUCUAUAGAUGCUUGCCAUAACGUUGGUCUGUUAGCCCAUGAUGGACGAGUCAGUGAAGAAGGACCCGACCUUACUGUAGCUCGGCAGUACUACGAGAAGGCCUGCACUGGCGGCUAUGCUGCUUCCUGCUUCAACCUCAGUGCUAUGUUCAUUGAGGGCAAUACCAAAGGAUUUCCAACAGAUAUGAAGCAAGCUUUGAAUUACUCUAACAGAGCUUGUGAGCUGGGACAUGUGUGGGGUUGCGCCAAUGCAAGUCGUAUGUACAAACUUGGGCAUGGGACUGAGAAGGAUGACAAGAAAGCAGAGGAGCUUAAGAAUCGAGCAAAGGAUCUGCAUGGUGCAGAGAAGGAAAGGCAACUCAAGUUUGGGGAAUGAUUAUGACACUUUAUAUUUAUCUUUGUUUUGUUUUGACUAUAUCUGUGGUUUUCAGUCAGGUUGAUUAUUUUAGAGAAGUAGGUGUGCAAAACAUGCUUAAAGACAGGACAUAAUAUGUUGUUUUAAAAAAGAUGAAUGUGUUUGCAUCAUUUACAGAGUGUAGAAAGUAACAACCAGAGGGAGUAUUUACCUGACUUUUAGAAAUGGUAGUUUUUCAGCCAAAUGUAAAAGUUGUGUAAAUGAUUAAGCAAUAAAAUAAACUGGAUUUAUACACCAUAGUUGAUUAUUUA